Momordica charantia (bitter melon) is the source of this 1566-nucleotide messenger RNA. NCBI's taxonomy places the organism in Eukaryota, Viridiplantae, Streptophyta, Magnoliopsida, Cucurbitales, Cucurbitaceae. The record is from RefSeq and is a predicted model, not a curated record.
AUGUCCCUCUUCGCCGUUCUACAAGGACUCGCCAACCAAUCAUAUUUGAGGGAUUUUCACUGUCAUUUAAUUGAUAUUGUUCCUAUGCCAGCAUCUUCUCUCAAGUAUCCUCUGCAGAAAUUUUUGUCUUAUGAUAGCUUAUCCCCAGAUUAUAAGAAAUUUGCUCUCAAUGUCUCUGCAUCUUAUGAGCCUCAAUUUUAUCAUCAAGCUGGACCAUUUGCCCACUGGCGUGAGGCCAUGCAGUCUGAGUUGCAAGCCAUGGAAACUAAUUCCACACUUGGUCUAUUGUUCCCUUACCUUUGGGACAUCAUUCUAUUGGAUGUAGCCUUAAUUCAACUAGAUGUCAAUAAUGCUUUUUUGCAUGGUGAUCUAUUUGAGGAGGUCUAUAUGGAUUUACUCUUGGGUUAUAAACACAAUAUGGUUGCUUCUAAGGGGGAGCGCCUCGUUUGUCGCCUUCACAAGUCCGUUUAUGGCCUCAAGCAAGCCUCUCGCCAAUGGUUUGACAAAUUCUCUUGUGCUCUUUUGCAUUUGAGGUUUCAACAAUCUAAAUCUGAUUAUUCCUUAUUCACUAGAGGUGCUGGAGAUACUUUUGUGGCUCUACUUGUAUAUGUAGACGAUAUUAUACUAACUGAGGCUUCUUCUUUGCUUUUGGGGCAGUUAAAGACUCAUCUUGACAGUGUUUUUAAGCUUAAAGACUUGGGAUCCUUGCGAUAUUUUUUGGGUUUGGAACUUGCUCGGUCAUCCUCUGGCAUUCUCUUGUCUCAACGAAAUUAUGCACUUCAUUUAUUUGAAGAUUCUGGUUUGUUAGCUUCUAAACCGGCCACUCUUCCAAUGGAUCCUACUGUUAAGCUUUCUUCCUCUGUUGGCAAGUUGUUGGAUGAUCCUACUGCCUAUCGACGUCUUAUUGGUCGUCUUAUCUAUCUUACCAUUUCGAGGCCCGACAUCACUUUUGUUGUCCAUAAGUUGAGCCAGUAUAUUGCUCAUCUUACUGCUGCUUUUCAUCUUCUUCAAUAUUUGAAAGGCUCACUGGGUCAAGGCAUUUUUUUGAAAAGCUCUACUUCUUUUCAUUUACGUGCCUUCUCUGAUACUGAUUUGGCAUCCUGUUUGGAUUCUCGAAAAUCAACUACAGGGUUUUGUAUCUUCUUGGGCGAUUCUUUGGUCUCAUGGAAGGCUAAAAAGCAAACCACUGUGUCCCGUUCUUCGGCUGAGGCCGAAUACCAAGCGUUGGCUGCUACUACUUCUGAAAUUGUGUGGAUUACUCAUUUAUUGUAGGAGUUACACAUCUCUUUUCAGCCUCCUACUCUCUUAUUUUGUGAUAAUCAGGCUGCUGUCCACGUUGCCACUAAUCCGACUUUUCACGAGCGAACCAAACACAUAAAACUUGACUGCCACUUUGUUCGAGAUAAGAUUGUUUCAGACCUCAUCAAGCUUUUACUGGUUUCCUUCUGCCCCUUCCUCUUCUUUUACUGACUUACUGUCCAAGAUGGGUGUCUUGAAUAUCCACAUUCCAUCUUGAGGGGAAUAUUAGACUUUACUGUUAGUUGUUUUGUUACAGUUAGUUAUGAC